Molecule: messenger RNA, 1227 nt
Organism: Pedinophyceae sp. YPF-701
Lineage: Eukaryota; Viridiplantae; Chlorophyta; Pedinophyceae
Source: the annotation of a GenBank genome assembly
AUGGGCGGUUGCGUGACCAAGCCCGAGGGCCCCGCCCGGACAGUGCGGCCCGCGAAAGGCAUCAAGCGGUUCACGAGCGGCGAGGAGUUCUCCCCCGUCCUCGUCGACGACGGCCAGCCCCCUCCCCGGCGCACGGAAACCGACGCAGCAAGCCAGCCUAGGAACCCCACGGACCGAACCGCCUCGCGCGUCGGCCGGUCGCAUACAGGAUCGCACGUGUCCGCCGACCUCCCGCUCGGCCCGGACUUCCUCGAGCCGUGCGCGUCGAUCGACGACUUCGAGGUCGGACGCGUCCUCGGCACCGGGACGUACGGCAUCGUGCAGGUCGCGCGGCACGUCGCGACGGGCACCCGCGUGGCUAUCAAGUCGAUCAGCAAAGCACGUACAAUCGAGGGCCACCAGGUGCCGCACAUCCUCUCGGAGCGCGAGAUCCUCGCGGCCAUCCGCUGCCCCUUCUGCGUGUCGCUCCGCGGGACCUUCCAGGACGCCGAGCGCGUCUUCUUCGUCAUGGAUUUCGUCCCCGGCGGCGAGCUCUUCACGCUGCUCACCGUGCACGGCUCGCUGCCGGAACCCGUCGCCCGGUUCUACUCCGCGGAGGUCGUGCUCGCGUUCGAGUACCUCCACGCCCGCAACGUCGCGUACCGCGACCUCAAGCCCGAGAACGUUCUCAUCGACGCCGACGGGCACAUCAAGCUCGCGGACUUCGGGUUCGCGAAGGUCGUGCCCUCGGACUGGCGCACGUUCACGCUCUGCGGCACCCCGGACUACUCCGCGCCCGAGGUCAUCCUCAACAAGGGCCACGGGAAGGCCGUGGACUGGUGGGCGCUGGGCGUGCUGCUCUUCGAGAUGCUCGCGGGGUUCCCGCCGUUCUUCGACGACGACCUGUCGCAGUGCUACAAGAAGAUCCUCCGCGGCGACGUGAGGUACCCGGAGCACCUCUCGGUGCUCGCGACGGACCUCAUCUCGCGCCUCCUGCAGCACGACCUCUCGAAGCGCCUCGGGAACCAGCACCGCGGCGUGCAGGACAUCAAGAACCACCCGUUCUUCGCGGGGAUCCCGUGGCAGGCGCUCGCGGCGCUCAAGUACCCGCCGCCGCACAUCCCGCAGCUCGCGGGCCCCGACGACACGUCGUGCUUCGAUGACUACUCCGGCGCCCUCGAGUCCUCGCGCAUGAAGCACCCGUUCGUGCUCUCGCCGCACGAACAAGAGUUCUUCAAGGACUUCUAG